Messenger RNA from Apus apus (common swift), 1347 nucleotides. RefSeq names its product chromosome 2 C7orf31 homolog (gene SPMIP4). The record is from RefSeq and is a predicted model, not a curated record. NCBI's taxonomy places the organism in Eukaryota, Metazoa, Chordata, Aves, Apodiformes, Apodidae. Gene Ontology annotation, cellular component: centrosome.
AUGUCUAGUGCUUCAUUCAUCAGUACAGAAACAUUCAAUAUCAGAAGAAGAUGGUGUUCAGGGAAUUCCUUCAUACUGCAAGCUUCACUGUGGAGCAGAAAGUAUGGAGUAAUUGCACUACCUGUACUUCCAGAAGUAGACAACAGGGCAAAAUACAAGUCCCCAUGCACAACUGUUAAAGGACAUCAGCUUUAUGGUAGUGGUGUAGACCCUUGGUCAAGGAUAAACCUUCCCACUGAGCAAUAUUAUGAUGUCACCCAGCUGACAAAAAGUGAUGUGCAUAUGAAUGAGGAACUGCUUCAUAAACCACCAGACAUUUUGGUUAAACCACUGUGCCUGCCAUUUCCCACGCCCCAUCCCUACCAGACACAUAUCUCUAGGUACACCAUGCUCCCAAAUUUCAGAUCACCUGAGGAUCAAGACACUGGGAUUGAUGCAAGCACACAGCCUUUCCAUCCCAAUACCUCUACCAAAGCUUUUGAUGUGAUUGUUCAAAGGAACACCAUAGAUCCACGAGGUCAGUCUCCCAAGUUUCCUACAUUUGCUGAAGAGAAGGGUCAAAUAUACUAUCCAAAUCCAACAAAGAUAGUGGAUGCCUCCAGUUCCACUUUUAAAGAGCUAGGACAUAACAUCUCUCCAAGAACAACCAAUAUGCUACAAAAUAGUGAGAGGGCUCUGGGCAUCACAACACACAGCUGGGACUUUACAGGAAGAGGUCCUAUGAAACCCCUUAUCCUGGAUUACUAUUACUUGACAGCAGUUGGCAGAUUAGCUUGAGAACUAGGUGAAGACAUGGAACUAGUAAAAACAUUUCUGCCUAGCCUCUCCCAAGUGAGAACUCUUGGAGGGCACACUGCACAUUUACUUCGAGGUUGGUGUCCCCAUGGGUCAAUUCUGCAAGAACAGUAUUCCUCCAGUGUUGAGAUGCCUCUGCCUUUAUUAUCUGGACACAAGGCUGCCAAUAAACAAACAAGGCCUGAACUUGAAUCCCUUCCAAAAUCUGCAUGUUCCCUUUCCAAAGAAGACUUCAAGCCCAGAUAUUUGGAUUUACAUACAGUAUAGGAAAAUCGAGCUAGUCUGAGUAAGCCAGGCUUACCACUGCUAAGGAGUGAGGAAAGUAGAAUUUUGUUGCAUGACCUUUGGAAUCAAGAAGCAUGUCAGCCUGCAUGAAGACCAGAGGACGGGCCAUGAAGGACAGCACCACCUGAAUGGAUCCCUACCUGUGAGGUUCCUGAGUGCCAAACAGCACUGCUGCAGCUGCAGCUUUUCUUCUCUAAGAGAGCAACCCAAAAAUGUUGUCAUGAUUCCAUAAGAGGAGAGACAAAAGACCUCAGAGAUAAUAAGUGA